Gryllus bimaculatus (two-spotted cricket) is the source of this 2998-nucleotide messenger RNA. Lineage: Eukaryota; Metazoa; Arthropoda; Insecta; Orthoptera; Gryllidae. The record is from the annotation of a GenBank genome assembly.
GAAGCAGAACAUUCGUAGUUACGCGCAUUACCAAAAUUUCAUUUAAGUAAACGCGCCUGAAGCUACUUCGAGUGACGCCUAAGACGUCACGUCACGUCUUGUAUAUUCCUCCAUGGUACCUGCUGCAAAUUUAAAUUAUGUACCCCGCGGGGCGAUGCGAGUAUUGUUUGGUACAAGGAGUAAAAUGGACGAAUAAACUCUUUAUUUCAUGAUGUAAGAUGCAAAGAGCGUGGUUUAGUCGCGGUGUAAGAAAUAUUCCCUUAUACUUCAAUUUAUUUGAGAUUUAUGUUUGGCGUAAAUCAGCUGUUGACAGUGUCUUCCAAUUGAACAUCAGCACAGUGAUGUCAGUGUGGUGACGUUUAAGCUCCGGAUUGGAUGAUACCAUAACAGCUAAUUUACCUCAUGCGCCACUUACGAAUAAAUUGAAGUAUACAUUGUGGUUUGGUGCAGCUGGCCGAAGCGCGGUAAAGAAACGGUAGUGGACACGCUCGAGAACGAGAAGUGUUGUAUAAAUUUAGGGGGUAAAUUAUUUGACAAUGGCGAAAGAUAAUAAUUGUGUAAGGCAAUGGCAAGAAGUAUUAGACAAGUUACUUUUUAGUGGUGCGAAAGCCAAUCCUAAUAUUGAGGAUCUUCGUACGGAAGAAGAGCUGAUUGGAUUCUUUAUGGACGACUAUUACAGAGAUGAAAUAUUAAAAUGGAUUUGUGAGAAGUACACUGUUUCUUCAUGGAAAAAAUGCAAGGACAAGGCGAAGUCACUUAGAGAGGAAGGUAACAAAAUCUUUCAAUUGAAAGAUUAUGUAAAAUGUUUGUGUAUUUACACAGAAAGCAUUAAAUAUGCACCAGUUCAAAGUGAGGAAUUGUCACUAUCAUUUGCAAAUCGCUCUGCUGUACUCUUUCGUACAUGUAAUUAUGAGGGAGCAAUAAUUGAUAUUGAACAAGCAUUUUCACAUGGUUAUCCACAACAUCUAAGUUACAAACUACACCAGAGAAAGGCAGAAUGCUUGAUCGGCCUGGAGAAAUAUUCCGAUGCUGUGACUGAAUUUAAACUUGCUCGUGAUACCUUGCGGGCUGUGAAAGACAUGUCAGAUGAGAAGAAAGCUCAGAUUUCAAAGUCAAUAGAAAAAGCUAUAAAUGAUGCCAUGGUUCAGUUGACCACCGAAAAUAAACAUGACAAACUCAAAACAUCGAAUGAAAAUGGUACUAUGCCUGAGCUUCCAGUUCCUGUUCAGGGAUUAAAUGAAGACUUUCCGUACGCCUCAAAAUCACUGAGUCUUAGAGAAAGUAAAGAAAGUGGGAGACAUGUAGUUGCCGUUAGUAACAUAUCAGUUGGUGACAUCCUUUUUGUGGAGAAGCCCUUUGCUUGGGUGUUAUUACCCGAGAAUUAUCAGGAUCGUUGCCACCAUUGUUGCAGUUUAUUCGGAGUGCCAGUACCCUGUUGGGAAUGUACUACAGUUCUGUAUUGUAGUGAAUUGUGCAGAAAGGAUUCAUGGAAUGAGUAUCAUAAAUGGGAGUGUUAUGGUGGACUGGAUGUUAUACAUAAUGUUGGUGUAGCUCAUCUUGGCCUCAGAGUUGUUUUGCGAGCUGGUAGUAUAUCAGAGCUUAAAACUCUGAAGAAAAAACUAGAAAAAGGUGAUGCCGAUAAGAAUGAACGUUAUGUUGCUGUGUAUAAUUUGGUCACUCAUUUGGCAGACAUGAAUUCUUAUGACCGUGCUGCAUAUGCUUUGACUGCUGUGUGUUUAAUGCUGUAUCUGGAGCAUUAUACAGAGUAUUUUACCCACAAUACAAGCACUACAAUUCUCAAUGGAGUUGCUUCUCAUAAUGAUGAAUCCUUAUUGAUUGGUUGUUUUCUUUUGCAUCAUAUUUGUCAACUGGUAUGUAAUGGUCAUGCGAUUACGGCAAUCAAGGAAGGCAAUUCAAAUGAUGACAACCCUGUUGUUGAUGAGCACCAGAUCAGGGUAGCUACAGCUAUUUUCCCUUCGGCGAGCAUGAUGAACCACUCAUGUGAUUCCAAUAUUAUAAAUAGCUUCUUUGGUACCCACUUAAUAGUGAAAGCUUACAAGGACAUUCAAAAAGGACAAGAAGUUUUCAAUUGUUACGGACCUCAUUUCAGAAGAAUGUUGAAGAAACAGAGGAAAGAACAUCUCAGGUAUCAAUAUUUUUUCGAGUGCCAAUGUGAAGAUUGUUUGCGUGAAGAUGAAUUUUUGGAGAGAUUUACAGCUCUGUUGUGUGAAGAGUGCAAUGGUCCUCUUCCAAGAAAGCAUUUCAAAGCUACCCAUGUGAAAUGUUUGACUUGUGGAUCAAACUAUGAAUCCAGUGCCUUGCUGGCUGAUUCUCUGAGAGCUCAUUAUGCAUAUCAGAAAGGCCAAGAACUUAUGAAUUCAGGGUCUCUAAAAGAAGCCCUUCAUAACCUGCAAGCAUGCCAUGAAAUUCAUGUGACUUGCUUAUACAAAAGCCACAUUGAGCGCAGAGGGUGUUUGGAUUCCAUUGCAAAAUGCUAUGCUGAAUUAGGUGAUUUUGCCAAUUCAACAAUAUUUAUAGAGAGAACGUUGCCAGCCAUCGAAGAGCAAUAUGGAGCAUGGAGUAUUGAAAUGGCACAUGAAUUAUCAAAACUGACUGAUUCAAUGGUUGGUGAAUUAAAUGUACAUCACGGUGAUAAAGAAGCUUUUAUGAAAAAACAUGCGGAGACCAUGAAAUAUGUGCAGAAGGCAAAAGAAAUAUUCGAACUUCACUACGGAAUCUGGAAUCUUGCUGUUCAAGAUGUCACAAAGAAGGAAAGUUACUUAAAUGACAUGUUGUUCUCUGCAGUCUAAUACACUUGAUGUGUGCACCUGGAUUUGCAUUCCCUUAUCUAGUCAUUUGGUAUAAAAAAAAAGUCCAGUUUUAAGAAAAAAUGUUGUAACUUCUAAAAAAUUUUAAAGAGAGUUUCUUAGUAGGUAAGUGAUUAUUUAUCUUACGAUAUCCGUAUUGUUUUGUAUGGAAAAUAAAUUUAUUUCUCAAA